Messenger RNA from Saccostrea echinata, 992 nucleotides. RefSeq lists its product as uncharacterized. Gene Ontology annotation, cellular component: cytoplasm; cytosol; ubiquitin ligase complex. The transcript has 3 exons. Gene Ontology annotation, molecular function: ubiquitin protein ligase activity; zinc ion binding; ubiquitin conjugating enzyme binding. NCBI's taxonomy places the organism in Eukaryota, Metazoa, Mollusca, Bivalvia, Ostreida, Ostreidae. Gene Ontology annotation, biological process: autophagy of mitochondrion; regulation of cellular response to oxidative stress; regulation of apoptotic process. The coding region runs from base 36 to 977 and encodes 313 amino acids. The record is from RefSeq and is a predicted model, not a curated record.
UUAAAUCGCGUAAAUUGGGUUUUAAACAGUCUGGAAUGGAGUUUCAGAGAUUGUCGUCUGGAUAUGCUCGUUCUUUUCACACGGCGUUUGAUACAGUUGGCGAAAUAAAGGGCCCUAUAGCAUCCCUUUGUGGUGUUCCUCGUCACUGUGUAGAUAUUGUUGACCUCGAAGACGGCCUGAUAUACGAGAAUAGCAGAGGAAUUUCGAACCUUCCCCGCCCUAUUCAAGUGAUGAUCGGGGCUACUGAGAGGCGUAUUCCGUUCUACCUUGUGACCACUGAUGUUGAUAUGAUAGAACAGGACCCUUAUGACGAGGAACCGAGGUUAAAAAUGUCGUGUGGACACGCCAUCACACCAUACAACUUAUUUGGACAUAUGAGAGAUACAUUGAUGAACAAAGUGAGACAUUCUAUUUGUUGCCUUACUCCAGUUUGCCUACAAGAAUGGAGUCUUCGAGAAGUGGCACAGAAAGCUGAUAUGACAGAUGACGAAAGGAUUUUCUUUGAAUAUAAAAUUUCACUAAAUGCUAUUCUUCAAGGCAACGGCGAGACAUCUGAAUGUCCAAAUUGUGGUCAAUUUUGUCAACGUCAACACAAUACCAAAGCGGUUCAUUGUACUCGCUGUGCAUUAAAGGGAUUGGACAAACAGUUUGAUUUUUGUUGGGAUUGCAAAUCUCCAUGGGUACCAAAUCAUGCCUGUGGAAAUCGAGACCUCGAAGCCAUACAAAAAAUCCUGAAUGAUGCCCCAAAGAAAACUUUAGAUUAUUCCAAAAUUGAAAAUGUCCCUUCGAAGAGACUCUGUCCAAAUUGCAGAACUCUAAUAGAACAUGAAAAGAUGUGUAAACAAAUGAGAUGUCCGAGCUGUAAGUCUGAAUUCUGCUUCUCGUGUUUAACUCUCUGUGUAAACCAAAGAUUGCAGUGUUCUGGGUAUAGCACACAGUGCAACGUUGCUCCAGUUCAGGAUGUAUUCUCUUCAUGAACAUAUUACAGUGUC